Messenger RNA from Dentiscutata erythropus, 205 nucleotides. NCBI's taxonomy places the organism in Eukaryota, Fungi, Glomeromycota, Glomeromycetes, Diversisporales, Gigasporaceae. The record is from the annotation of a GenBank genome assembly.
AUGACAAAAAGUCUGCCUACGGAUCCUUUGACUGAUGCAUCUAGUGUUUUAAAUGUGAACAAAGUUCAACUCGGAGAAAAAGGGUUUGAAAAUUUUGAAGAUAUAGGAGGCCCAGUUUAUUUACAAACUGACUAUAAUGGAAAUAUAACUGCUCAAGCUCUUGGCCAUAUAGCAAGCUUUUUUACUGAUAAUAGCACUUAUAAUA